CGCGGCUCUGGAUCUCGCCAUCGUCUCUAGCGUCUCUUUCUUUUAUACCGCCACCUGACUUGUGACUUGUCCCGCCUUCUCUUCUUCUCCCUCCCUCCCUCCCUCCACUUUCUCCACGGGCUUCCGUACGCCCCGCGCCUUCUUGUUGCGGGUCACGCACUCUUCUGUCUCCGCCAGCACAGAGGAGAAGCAGGGGAGAGGAGGAGCAGAGCAGGCGAUUCUUCGCGGCGAAGGGGCGCCGAGUCGAACCAAGGCCGUCAGCUCACGCGCCUCCCAUAAAGCGCAGGGACCCAAGGAGAGGAGGCAAGCGUCAGCAAGCAGCAAGGCGCGGACGGCUAGGAAGCAAGAAUGGACGGCGACCACGCGCCGCAUUCCAACUCCAACCAGCACCAGCCGCCGCCGCCGUCGCCGCUGCCGGAGCGGGAGGGCAGCUUCAACUACGACAUAGAGAGCAUGGACGGCGGCGGGUGGCGCGGCGCGGGGAGGUACGCCUCGUCCGACGCGCUGCUGCGCUACGACGACGACGACGGCCCGCGCGAGCGGCUGCUGCGGAAGCGCACCAUGAACACCACCUCCCAGAUCGCCAUCGUCGGGGCCAACGUCUUCGCCAUCGAGAGCCUCGACUACGAAAUUGUGGAGAAUGAUCUUUUCAAGCAAGACUGGCGAUCGAGAAAGAAGAACCAGAUAUUUCAGUAUGUUGUUCUCAAAUGGGCGUUAGUUCUGCUUAUUGGCUUGUUGACUGGGCUUGUUGGCUUCUUCAACAACCUUGCAGUCGAGAAUAUUGCUGGAUUCAAAUUGGUGCUCACAGGUGAUCUUAUGCUCCAGAAGAGGUACUUCACAGCAUUUUUGGCAUAUGGAGGCUGCAAUCUAGUCUUGGGAGCCACUGCUGCAGCACUAUGCGCUUACAUAGCACCAGCUGCUGCUGGGUCUGGCAUCCCUGAAGUUAAAGCAUAUCUUAACGGAGUUGAUGCUUACUCUAUUUUAGCUCCCAGCACACUCUUUGUGAAGAUAUUUGGUUCAAUACUUGGAGUUUCAGGUGGAUUUGUACUUGGAAAAGAAGGUCCCAUGGUGCAUACAGGGGCAUGCAUUGCCAACUUGCUUGGUCAGGGGGGAUCACGCAAGUACCAUCUCACAUGGAAUUGGCUGAAAUAUUUCAAGAAUGAUAGGGAUAGACGAGAUUUGAUUACAUGUGGUGCAGCAGCUGGAGUGGCAGCCGCAUUUCGUGCACCUGUUGGUGGUGUACUCUUUGCUCUCGAGGAAGCAGCAUCAUGGUGGCGAAGUGCUCUUCUGUGGAGAACAUUCUUUACAACUGCUGUUGUUGCAGUAGUGUUGAGGGCCCUGAUUGAGUUCUGUCGUAAAGGAAAAUGUGGUCUCUUUGGUCAAGGAGGGUUGAUUAUGUUUGAUCUUAGCUCGAACGUCCCAUCAUAUGGUACUCAAGAUCUCAUCGCGAUUAUUAUUCUUGGAGUAAUUGGUGGCGUCUUCGGAGGCCUUUUCAACUUUCUCCUGGAUAGGAUUCUUCGUGUCUACAGCAUUAUCAAUGAGAGAGGUGCUCCAUCAAAGAUCCUUCUCACCAUCACAAUAUCGAUCAUCACUUCGGCAUGCUCCUAUGGGCUCCCUUGGCUUGCUGCGUGCUCCCCAUGCCCUGUUGGUUCGAUGGAGGAAUGCCCCACCAUUGGCCGCUCUGGAAAUUUUAAGAGCUUCCAGUGCCCGCCUGGUCAUUACAAUGGUCUUGCAUCACUCUUCUUCAACACAAAUGACGACGCCAUCCGCAAUCUCUUCAGCCGUGGUACCGAAAAUGAGUUCCACAUGUCUAGCCUUUUCGUCUUCUUCAUCGCCAUCUACUGCCUUGGUCUCGUGACGUAUGGUAUUGCUGUCCCAUCUGGUCUCUUUAUCCCGGUAAUACUUGCCGGGGCAACAUAUGGGCGCAUCGUGGGGACACUUCUAGGUCCCAUGUCUGACAUCGACCCUGGCCUCUUUGCACUGCUGGGUGCCGCAUCUUUCCUUGGUGGAACAAUGAGAAUGACCGUGUCGGUCUGCGUGAUCCUUCUGGAGCUCACGAAUGAGCUCCAUAUGCUCCCCUUGGUCAUGCUCGUCCUCCUGAUAUCGAAGACCAUAGCCGAUUGCUUCAACAAAGGUGUGUAUGACCAGAUCGUGGUGAUGAAAGGCUUGCCAUUCAUGGAGGCCCAUGCUGAACCGUACAUGAGGCACCUUGUAGCUAGUGAUGUUGUGUCUGGGCCACUCAUCUCCUUUUCGGGUGUUGAGAAGGUGGGCAAUAUCGUUCAUGCGUUAAGGAUCACGGGCCACAACGGGUUCCCAGUGGUCGACGAGCCGCCUGUAUCAGAAGCUCCGGAGCUGGUUGGGCUGGUGCUUAGGUCACAUGUGUUGGUUCUUCUGAGUGGGAGGAACUUCAUGAAGGAGAAGGUGAAAACAAGUGGUAGCUUUGUGCUCAGAAGAUUUGGUGCGUUUGACUUUGCAAAGCCUGGUUCCGGGAAAGGUAUGAAAAUCGAGGACCUAGAUUUCACCGAGGAAGAAAUGGAGAUGUAUGUGGAUCUCCAUCCAAUCACAAACACUUCGCCGUACACGGUGGUCGAAACAAUGUCGCUUGCAAAGGCUGCAGUCCUGUUCAGGGCACUAGGGCUAAGACACCUGCUGGUUGUGCCAAAGACCCCAGGGAGAUUUCCUAUUGUUGGGAUUCUCACGAGGCACGAUCUGAUGCCGGAGCAUAUCCAUGGGCUGUUCCCCAAUCUCCGCAAGUCACACUGAGAAGCAAAAUCAGCAGGCCACACAAAAUUUUCUUGCAGUAUUGUUAUUUCUCAUGAAGGUGCUGCUUCAUUGGAUCAUGGAAUAAUCAAUCUGAUAUAUUUAUUGUAAAAAGAGCUGAUUCCCCAAUCAGCAGUCGAGUGGAUUUCAUUUUGGCAGCUUGUGUAACAAACAAUCCUCUCCUUGUCAGUACAUGUUCUCUCUUUUGCCUCA
Triticum urartu is the source of this 2973-nucleotide messenger RNA. RefSeq names its product chloride channel protein CLC-c-like. NCBI's taxonomy places the organism in Eukaryota, Viridiplantae, Streptophyta, Magnoliopsida, Poales, Poaceae. The record is from RefSeq and is a predicted model, not a curated record. Gene Ontology annotation, biological process: chloride transport; transmembrane transport. Gene Ontology annotation, molecular function: voltage-gated chloride channel activity. Gene Ontology annotation, cellular component: plant-type vacuole membrane; intracellular membrane-bounded organelle.